Molecule: messenger RNA, 1020 nt
Organism: Acinonyx jubatus (cheetah)
Lineage: Eukaryota; Metazoa; Chordata; Mammalia; Carnivora; Felidae
Product: olfactory receptor 52E4-like
Exons: 1
Coding region: 1-1020 (339 amino acids)
Biological process (GO): G protein-coupled receptor signaling pathway
Cellular component (GO): membrane
Molecular function (GO): olfactory receptor activity; G protein-coupled receptor activity
Source: RefSeq, a predicted model, not a curated record
AUGCACUUGACCACUCCAGGGACAAAGGAAGGAAAGAAAGCAAGACUGUAUCUUCACGUAGCCAGAAUCACCAUGAUUGACUUUAACUCCACUGCAUUCACCAAUCCUAGUACCUUCUUCCUGAUGGGCAUACCUGGCCUAGAAUAUUUGCAUAUUUGGUUAGCCAUCCCUUUCUGCUCAAUGUAUAUUGUGGCGCUCAUGGGAAACAUACUUAUCCUUUUUAUCAUCAAAACUGAGACUGUUCUCCAUGAACCCAUGUUCUAUUUUCUUUCCAUGUUGGCCAUCACAGACCUCAUCUUGUCAACCUCCACUCUUCCCAAGAUGUUGGGUAUGUUCUGGUUCAAUUAUCAUGAAAUAGGAUUCCAUGCCUGUCUCACUCAGAUGUUUUUCAUCCAUGCUUUCUCUGGGGUGGAGUCAGGGCUUCUUGUGGCCAUGGCACUUGACCGGUAUGUGGCAAUCUGCAAUCCGCUGAGACACAGAUCCAUUCUUACAAAUGCUGUGGUGGCUCAAGUUGGCAUAGUGGCACUUCUACGUGGGUUAGUACUAAUGACACCACAUCCAUUUCUGGUAAGGAGAUGGCCAUAUUGCCAGUCCAAUGUAGUCCCCCACACAUACUGUGAGCACAUGGCUGUGGUGAAAUUGGCUUGUGCUGACAUUUCCAUCAAUAGUCUUUAUAGUUUGGCAGUCAUUGUCUUAAUUGUUGGGACUGAUGUGACAUGUAUCUCUCUGUCCUAUGUACAGAUACUUCGUACUGUAUUUAAUCUGCCUUCUAAUGAUGCCAGGUUGAAGACCCUCAGCACUUGUGGGUCCCAUGUGUGUGUCAUCCUCACCUUCUACAUCCCUGCUCUUUUUUCCUUCCUCACCCACCGUUUUAGUAAGCAUAUACCACGCCACACCCACGUCCUGCUGGCCAACAUGUACUUGUUGGUACCACCUAUGCUGAACCCUAUCAUCUAUGGAGUAAGGACCAGACAGAUCCAAGAAUGUGUCCAACAAUUAUUCAUGACUAAAAUCAGCUGA